Messenger RNA from Cynoglossus semilaevis (tongue sole), 2717 nucleotides. It is a transcript of the gene necab3, whose product is annotated as N-terminal EF-hand calcium binding protein 3. Gene Ontology annotation, molecular function: calcium ion binding. The transcript has 13 exons. Lineage: Eukaryota; Metazoa; Chordata; Actinopteri; Pleuronectiformes; Cynoglossidae. Bases 281 to 1372 code for a protein of 363 amino acids. The record is from RefSeq and is a predicted model, not a curated record. Gene Ontology annotation, cellular component: endoplasmic reticulum; cytoplasm; Golgi cis cisterna. Gene Ontology annotation, biological process: regulation of amyloid precursor protein biosynthetic process.
GAUUCCGCUCAGGUCAGAUGCUCUGACCUGGAUGUAGAGGUGAACACGAUGAUAGCUGCGACUCAGGAGACGGAUCAUCUGAAAGUUGCUCACUCUCUCUCUUCCCCUCUCUCCCUCGCUCACUCUCUGUCUCUCUCUCUCCCUCUCUCUCUCAUUUUCAUUCUCCCUCCCUUUGCUCUCUUUCAGUGGCUCCCCAGUAUUGUCUCUGCACACCUUCAUCGCACUUCACACUGUGAGCAUCAGCUGUCUGCACAACCGAGGUGUGUCUGACCAGUGAAAGAUGCUGGCUUGUACAGAGAUGAUCACUAUGUGCCUGCAGUCUGCCAAACAGAAGCAUCUCCAGGCUCUACAGCAGCAACAGCAGCAGCCUCUGGACAGCAGUGGACAAGGACUCAAUAUCUUUCAUGAUAUUUUCCGCCGAGCUGACAAAAAUGAUGAUGGCAAGCUGACUUUUGAAGAGUUCAAUGCCUAUUUUGCGGAUGGGAUCCUGACAACUGAGGAGCUGCAGGAGCUCUUUUACUCCAUUGAUGGACGACAAAAUAAUAAUCUGGAAACCGACAAACUUUCAGAUUAUUUUUCCCAGCACCUUGGAGAAUAUCUCAGUGUCCUUUCAUCACUGGAGAGCCUGAAUGUCGCCAUUUUAAAGGCAAUGGAUAAAACCAAGGAGGAGUACGAGGGUGCCAGUGUGCUGGGCCAGUUUGUCACCAGGUUCAUGUUAAGAGAGACGUCAAGUCAGCUUUUAUCUCUCCAGAGGUCACUGCAGUGCGCCAUGGAGGCGGUGGAAGAGCAGAGCUGCCCCACACAGAGAGAGGUGGAGACACCAGAGUUGACAGGAGCGCAGAGGAGCAGCAGGCAGUGUGGUCAGAGUCUCCAUAACAAUCUGUGCAUGUCUCCAGCAGAUCCCUGCUCUGGCAUCUUGACCACAGGUGUGGGUACAGAGGAUGGAGAGAACUGGUGUUACCAGAUCAACAGACUGCAGCAGCUGCUGGAUAAACUGGAGUGCCAGACUCCCAAAUUGGAACCACUGAAGGAGGACACACUGGCCAGCACAUAUAAAUCUAACAUUCUGCUCGUACAAAGGCAGGUCUCUGUGACGGAUGGAGAUCUGGACAAGUUCCACAAAGUUCUGAAAUGCUACGUAGACGCCACCUCUGCCCAGUCUGACAAUCUGCACGUGUCCGUUCAGAAGCCCCCGGGAAAGUCGUGUUACAUAAUGUAUGAGUUCUGGCAAGACCGCAUCUCCUGGAUGAGCUACCUGCAGUCCAACAGCAGUAAAGAUUUCCAGCGCUGCAUCAUCGACAUGUUAGAAGACGCUGAAGUAGUGUCAACAAUGCUGCUACCAGCUUCUUGGUGGAUUAUGACUAACAACUAAUGACCAGGAAAGUCACAUCUCUGCUGCCUACACUGUCACACGGACAGAGACACGCUGCAGAAUAUCCACCCACCAUCACACAUUCACACAUACACACGGCCGCACACGCACAUAUAUCUUUACACAACACAAUCAAUGCAGAAUUUCAAAAGACGCCCGUUCGUUUGAAAAGUACCAGGAGACAAAGACGUCUGGCGUCACCCAGCUUUCCUCCAGCAGCGUCUUCUCACCGUUUUGUCUCCGCCUUUGAUUGCUCAUUAUUCCACUGCGUAUAUCAAAAGGAGUAGAGCUCACAGGCAGCCUGGGCACGUUAAAGGGAUCGGUGUCCUGCCACGCAAACCUCAUUUUUUCUUUUAAUCCAAAGUUUUACUCGUCUCUUGUGUAUGUUCUCGUCCAACUUUCUCCUCUGUGUUUGACUGACGUGAUUCUAAUAGAGACCGACCAAAACUCUGCGGCCGUGUCAGCUACUAAAUAGUCGAACAGCAGCAUGUUGGUCUGUUGAUGACUUGUUGGUGGAUGAGUACAAUUAUUUUAGGAGGGGGAUUAAAAUGCAAAGUCAAAGAGGUGAUGAGGGUCAAAAUGUAAAGUUUGUUACGGAAGUUUUCAAGAACCUUGAAAUGUGUUCUCUCAGGGCUCUGAGAAAAGAUGAUGUCAUUACAUUCUCUUGGCUCUAGUUUUAGAUGUUUAACCAGCGUGUUCUUGAGACACCUGUUCUGGACCGAACUUUAUUCUCGAGUGUGUCAGUGACUGUUGUGGCAUUUGUCGGAAUUUUGAAGUGUUUUUAAUGCAGAAAAGGUGGGGAACUUUCUUGGUUUGCACUAAUGAGAUUAAUUAAAUGUACUAAUUAUAAUAAAGUAAAUAAAUAUGUAAAGUGAAAUGAUAUCAUUUUGUUCAUCUCUGCCAUCCUCACAGUGCUGACGUCGUAUCGUUGUUCCUCAGAUUCGCACAGUGCUUAGCGUGCAUGACUUGUGGUGGUAGGGUCCUAUACAGACUUCCUAGGAAUUCUGCACUUGAUUAUUCCAGUAGCAAGGAAUGUCUUGGCCAGAACCGAAUUUGUUCUUGUUCUUGCGAUAACAAACACAUUUCUGGGUUCUCGUGGGUUUUCUAUCAGCCCUAAAUAUGCAUGCUCCCGACUGUGACGCACACACACACUGUACAUACUGUAUUAUAGUGUUUUCUUUCAUGCAGCUGCCUAACUGUCAUGUUGCAAAACGGCUACAAAUGCAACUCUUAUCUUCAGUAUUUAUUGCUUGACACCGUGGUUUGUUUUCUUCGGGUUAUUUCUUCCUCUGUGUUGAAAUGUGUGUAGGACUCAAGAUGUAUGAUUAAAAUGAAGACAAACGUU